UCUAGUAUGUCAUCAUGAUGGUUGCAUGUCAAACUACAGCAGUUUCUCUUGUCCUUGCCUGUUGCUUUUACAUUACACUUACAUUGCACUUGGCUGACACUUUUACCCAAAGCGACUUAAAGUUAUUUACAGGGUAUUGGUUACAGUCCCUGGAGCAAUGUGGGGUUAGCUGCCUUGCUCAAGGGCACUUCAGCCACGGUGCAGGGAGAGGUAAGGGUUCGAACCUGCAAUCCUCUGAUCUCAAGACCACUUGGCCACUGCUGCCUGUUGCUUGUAACCUUGCGAUGCAAGGCUCGAACAUCUUUGAUGAUCGGAGUUUCAGUCAAUAUCAAGUCGAAUGUCAUUAUGCCAAUUUGCAAACUGGUUGUUGAAUGGGGAAAAUCCCCUCAAAAGUUGCUCUUCUGAGGGUUGAUAGUGAGGAAUCUAUCGUUUUCUCUAUUGAUUUGUGAGGCAAGUGGCCACACGCAGCAAGAAAGGACAGGAGGAACUAGUUUGACUUCCAGCCGAGUAGUCACCACCACCACCACGUCACCUGGCCUGCCAUGCUUGUGUGUCACCCCUGCUUUGUGUCUCCAUGUAAUCAACUGUGUAGCCUAGACAGCACUGUGUGAUUUAGCACUAUGUUACAAGUAAUGUCAAUGAACUUUGAUGGCAUGCAUGUCUUGUCUACUGCCAUGUGUGAGCCAACGAUGCACUUGAUUUUUGAUCACUCUGCUGCGUGUGUGUGCGUGCGUGCGUGUGCGUGCGCGUGCGCGUGCAUAUACUGUAUGCACGCACGCACAAAAGAGAGAAAUGAGACAGAGCUUGUGUGUGUGUGUGUAGGUUUGAGCGUACAUGUGCGCAUGCGUGCGUACAUGCGUGCGUGUGUGCAUCCCUGUCUGUGUGUGUGUGUGUGUGUGUGUGUGUGUGUGUGUGUGUGUGUGUGUGUGUGUGUGUGUGUGUGUGUGUGUGUGUGUGUGUGUGUGUGUGUGUGUGAUGUAAAGCUUUCUUUGCAUGUUCGCUCUUGCACAUGACACACAUGUCUUGUCUCGCGGUGCAGUCGAACAUACGGCAUACAUCAAAGACCCCUGUGUUCCUCAGCCCAGCCCCUUGAUUCCUAUUCCCCCUCCCCCCCUUCCCAACUCCUCCAUCAUUCCCACACCCCUCAAAUCUCCUUCAUGUCCAUGCCUACCUCCUCCCAACAACCCCCACCAUCCUUCCCCGCCACCCCCAACUCCCUCAUGCUUACGACAACACCCCAACACAUAGACACGCACAAACACACACACCCCUCCCCUCCUCUCCUCCUAACUAACAUGCAUCUUCUUUCAUGUGCGUCUGUCCGUUCCGUCUCUGUUCUGUCCCCCUCCGUUUCCUGUCUGUUCUGCAGGAAUCCUCCUUUGAUACCAGCAAGCCCAACAGCCCUUCAUCCACCGAGGAGGAGGUGGCCUCCGCCUCCCUCAGUGGCGUGGCCAGCAAGCCCAGCAACCACAACCCCAAGUACCAGCUGUACGUGAGCGGGGACCCCCUGGGGAACGGCACCACCUCCACCUCCCCCAGGAACGGGGACCUCAGCAGCGGCCUGGGUGGCCUGGGGGGGCUGGGGGGACUGGGGGGCCUCACUGGCAGCGGUGGCGGUGGCGGUGGCAGUGAGAUCGUGCCCAGGCUGGGCCGCUGGGACAGCAGCAGGCUGUCGACCAACUACCGUGGCUCCAUGGAGUCCCUGGCCUCGCGGGACUGGGACACCAUGUCGGACCGGGUGGGUGGUUUCGAGAGCCCUCCCCCUCGAGUCUUCAACAGUCCCUACUCAGUGGAUUUCAAUCCCAUCCACAGGAUGUCUGAGUAUAAGGUACAGGACAGGCUGUCCCCUGUCACCACCGACUACAACAUCUUCGGUCUGAACGGUCGCAGCACGAGCCCUGUGACGUACAACACCUUGCCUGCCCCCAGGGCGCGCUACACUCCAGCCUUCGAUACCAUCUCCAGGAGACGCGAGAGAGAGACUCCCACUAACAAUGUGCCUCUGCGCCUGGGCAUGCCCAACAAACGAGACUACAUCGAGGAACUGACAAAACAGCUGGACGAGAUCCAGAGGAGGAACCAGUUCCUGGAGGCGGAGAGCAUCGAGAUGGAGAAGGAGCGUAACCAGAUCCGCUUCGAGAUGCGCGGCCUGCUGGUGAAGAACGAGGACCUGGUGGUCAACAACGCCCAGCUGCAGGCCGAGAUGAAGAAGAUGAGGGAGAGGGCCGUGGAGCUGGAGUCCGACCACAACGUCAUGGCCGAGCGCUUCCGACAGAUGGAGGGUGAACUGAGGGAAGCCAGGGAGGUGAUGGUGGAGGCCAACACUCAGGAGUACGCCUUCAACUUCCUGCAGCAGUCCCUCAAGAACAAGAUCCAGGAUGCGGAGGAAGCGCUGGAGAAGCAGACGCAGCAUGCCCAGUCGGUGUCGGAGAAGCUGUGGCUGGCCGAGAGGAGGCUGGAGGAGCUGGAGGUGGACCAGGAGAGCACCGGCAAGAAGAACUCGGCACUCAACAGCUCCGUGCAGCGACUCGAGGCUGAGCUGGCGGAGGCACUGCAGAGCUCCACGCAGUCCAGUGCGGAGUUGAGCCUGCAGCAGAAGCUGAGAGCGGAGGCCCAGCUGAGGGUGGAGGAGCUGGAGGAGAGCCUCCUGGAGAAGAACCAGGAGAUGCUGAGGCUACAGCAGAUCGUCAGCAGACUGCAGGGAGAGGUGUCCGGUAAGCUGAUUGAUAAGGAGCAGACGCUGGAGGAGGAGAUCCAGCUUCGGGAGCGUAUCCAGCUGCAGUGCAAGCAGGCCGAGAGGCACCUGGAGGACGUGCAGAUGGAGCUGCACACUGCCAAGCAGGCCAAAGAGGACCUGGCUAAACAACUUAAAGGAACACAGGAGCGCCUCAUUGACCUGGAGAGCGACCUGGAGGAGAUGCACGACAGCGAGCAGAGAUGGGCAGCCAAGCACAAGAGGGCCCUAGAACAGACUGAGCAGCUUCAGCUGAAACUGAUCCAGGAGAAAGACCAGACCGACCAGCUGGACUGUGAGAAGACCAUUCUGGAGAGACAGGUGAAAAGUUUGCGUUCAGAGCUGGAUGAGCUGCAGAACUCCAAGGUGCAGGAUGAUGUCAUCAGCAGAGUAGAGGGCAGAGUCAAGGAUCUGGAGAACACCCUCAGAGCAGAGGAGAGGAGCAAGUCGGUGAUGGCCAACACCAUAAACAAGCAGGAGAGGAGGAUCAACGAGCUGACAGACCAGCUGGAGGAGGAGAGCAGGAUCGCCACCGAGCAGAGAGACCUGAUGACGCAGCGUAUGCGCACACUGAAGCGCCAGCUGAACGAGGUGGAGGAGGAGGCGAGCCGGCGGGAGGUGCAACAGAGGAGCGUCCAGAGAGAACUGGCAGAGGAGAGGGAGACCAGCCAGAGGCUCCAGAGACAGCUGCUGGACCAGCACCUACAGCUCAAGAGAAAGGAGUCUCUGAUGAUGAAGCAGACUCUGGGUAGUUUAAAACUGGACCUGAGUGUGGAUGAUGAGGAUGAGGAUGAGGCUCCUGCAAGCACAGCCAACUAAAGUAAAGAGGAAAAGAAGACAGAGGAACAGCGUGAAGCACGCCAUGACAGAAUCGUGCUCACAAUGGGGACCAUUCGUGCCUAACACACAAAACAACAGCAACAUGAUACGUCCUUGGGACACUCUAUGCCCGAGGACCUGACAUCUUCGAUGGAAAAUAUUUAUAUUUCUUUUAUAAUUGUUUGGUUUACAAGGUAUCAAGCGUCCUUUGACACAUGAAACAAUACAAGUGGUACAUAUUAUUUCUGUUGUUGGUUUCAGUUAAAAUAAGAAAUGUUCAGCAGCUGUGCUUCGUAUAAAUGUCAAAGUAGCAACGUUUUUAUGAAAGCAGCAACAUUUUUAUAAGGAAUUAAACAUGAAAAACAAUAUUUUAUGAUGAACAAAUCACCAGCCUGAAUUACAGAACUUUCAUGAAGGACAGAACCUGAAAUUAGCACACCAAUAUUUUUUCAGUUGUUAACUUUAGCUUUAUACUUAAUACAUGAAACUACGUAAUAGAAAUAAUCAAAACAAAACAAAACAAAAACUCACUUCCAAUAUGUUUUUCUCAAGUCUUUGAAUAUGUUGACCAUAUUUUUGUUGAGGAUAUUCUUUUAUUGAAUGCUCCUGCCUUUCUGUGUUGGCCUAGCUAUGAUGUUGAGCGUAACAAUAUUAAGGCAACACUACUUACUGUAUUUGAAUUCUACGUAUUCACCGACAUAUGAAUGCUGGGGUUUGUGGUGCCGAUCCUUAAUUGUAAUGAGGGAUGUCUUCCAGACAAGAGUGCAUGCUAUAAUGUUGGAUGGAUGGAUGAUUUUUAACGUUUCUAACUGUUUUACCAAAGUUUGUCAUUUUAUGUAUAUACUGUUAUGAGGGUUAUAUAUGUUGUUGUCUGUGUAAAAAUGCAAGUGUUUGAAUGUGAAAGGAAUAGUGAAUACUUAGAGAAAUAUGUUAUAUUGGUUUACACCACAGUAGACUCUUAGAAUACUCAUCUUCGGUAUACUAACGCUUGUAUGUCAUUAUUAUUUGUAUUACACCUGUAGUCUCAGAAAUUGUGUAUAUUUUUGCAGAGGGCAAAGUCCAUGGCAGGUGUUGCAGUGCCAAAGUUCGCCACAGGGAGCGCCAUUUUUCCUUGCUACUGUUCUUCAAAUACAACUCAAGUAUUUAUUCUCCUCUGUGAAUUCAAUAAGCUUCAGACUUAAUGUAUUGUUGAAUAAACUUUGAUAAAUAUAUA
This is a messenger RNA of Engraulis encrasicolus (European anchovy), 4766 nucleotides long. Its product is annotated as cingulin. The transcript is spliced from 15 exons. Gene Ontology annotation, cellular component: myosin complex; bicellular tight junction. NCBI's taxonomy places the organism in Eukaryota, Metazoa, Chordata, Actinopteri, Clupeiformes, Engraulidae. The record is from RefSeq and is a predicted model, not a curated record. The coding region runs from base 1310 to 3553 and encodes 747 amino acids.